Molecule: messenger RNA, 1524 nt
Organism: Sinocyclocheilus grahami
Lineage: Eukaryota; Metazoa; Chordata; Actinopteri; Cypriniformes; Cyprinidae
Exons: 3
Coding region: 1-1524 (507 amino acids)
Biological process (GO): base-excision repair
Cellular component (GO): nucleus
Molecular function (GO): phosphoric diester hydrolase activity; double-stranded DNA 3'-5' DNA exonuclease activity; DNA-(apurinic or apyrimidinic site) endonuclease activity
Source: RefSeq, a predicted model, not a curated record
AUGGAACCACCAAAACAUCAGUCACUUAGUUUUGUCUCUUGGAACACUAUGGGAAUAAGGUACACAAAAGGAACAAACUCCAAGCUCCAACUUGUGUUGGAUGAACUAAUCAGACUGAAGGCUGAUGUUGUCUUUUUACAAGAAACACACAUUGAACCACGGUCUUAUGAAGUACCCGAGAGCAUAAAAGGCUGGAGGACUUUCUUCACUGUCCACCAUCCCCGCAGCAAAGGAGUCGCUAUCUUAAUAAAGAAUGAAAAGACAUUUAAUUACAUAUGCCAUGAUGAAGAUUACAGUGGAGGCUAUAUUGUCCUCUUCUGUCAUCUCUAUGGUCAGUUGUAUACCCUUGUUAAUGUGUACAACCACAAGGCAGACAGACAAAUGCUGUACAGAUUGAGAGACUAUUUGACAGCUAUUAACACUAAAGGUGUGCUUGUGGUUGACAUGGUUGGUGGGGACUUCAACACAGUACUGGACCCAACUUUUGAUAGGAGACCAGCAGCAGAUCAAACGUUCCAUUCCUCACUUAGACGCAUUCUAGAAGAUUUCACAGAAUCUCUGAGCCUCAAAGACAUAUUUGCAUUAAUGCAUCCAAUGGAAGAAGGCUUCACACGAUCUCAGAAUCAAAGUCACUCAAGGUUGGAUAUGUUUUUCAUGCCAACUAACACAAUGCAUUAUGUCAUAAACUGUAUGAAUCACAAAUCCCCAACUGAAAAGAAGAGAAUCUCUGAUCACAAUCCUCUAGUCUUAGAUAUCAAAGUUCCAUCACUGCUGGAAUAUAAAAUGCCGGAAGUUGCCUCAUUGUUAAUAAAAUGUAAAUACCGUGAAGCUCCAGACAGAAGAGCAGGCAAAAUAAAUGGUGCAGAAAUACUGAGUGCUAUCAGAUCUUUGCCUGACUCACAACAACAAAUUCCUGAUGAACUCAGUGUCUAUCACUACAAGAGGAUAGACCUUCCAUUCACAGAACUCUUAAAGUUAAUAUACAAUAGGAGGUUGAAGUCUAAAUGUGUUCCUAAAUCUUUUGUAAAAUCAUUGCCUGUUCCAGACAAUAUGCAUUGUUUCAGAGUUGACUAUUUGAUUUUCACUCACAUUUUAGCCAAACGCCUUAUGGUGUUUUUAACACCAUCUUUUAGGGAAAGAAACAGGGUGGCACGUGGUGUUUGCUUUUGUGUGACUUUUGCAGAACGCCCCCAACAUAUCAAGAUGUCUUUCCUAAAUCAAAGUCUCUCAUCUCUUAAGCAAAUGAACCCUACACCACCGAAAGACUUCAGCAUUCUGGAGAAUCUCCUCCCCAGGUCCAGCCACUCCGAUCAUGACUACAGAACUCUGCGUCAAGGCUGCCCACUCACCACACCCAUCCUCAUACUGGCCUUGAAACAACUGGAAAGUGACAUAAUGGCAACCAGUAAAAGCACUGGCAACACUAGUCUCAGCAUUACCAGAGAGUCUCUGCUGAUUUAUACAGAUAAUCUGAAAACUGGCACGAUACAACCAGGUGAGACACAGGGCCCACAACUGAUCUAA